AUGAAGCGGACCACGUCGAAGCUGCCUCUGCUCGCGGCCUUGCUCGCCGCCGUCCUCCUGCUCCUGCCCCCGGCCACCGCGGCCGCCGGAGCCAAGGCCAUCGACGCCAGCAACCCCCAGCGCCUGGAGCUGCCGGACACGCUGGCGAUCGGCCCCGAGAGCGUCGCGUUCGACGGCCACGGCGCCGGGCCGUACGUUAGCGUCUCCGACGGCCGCAUCCUCAAGUACGGCGGCGAGGGCGUCGGCUGGAAGACGUUCGCGUACAGCCCGAGCUACACUAAGAACAAAUGCGACGACUUCUCCGACCUCCCACCGGUCGCAACGGAGAGCUCGUGUGGCCGACCGCUCGGCUUGAGGUUUCAUGCUGACUCCGGGAACCUCUACAUCGCUGACGCCUACAUGGGUCUGAUGCGUGUCGGGCCAAACGGCGGGGAGGCGACGGUGCUGGCGACGGAGGCAGGUGGUGCGCCGCUGCGCUUCACAAACGGCGUCGACAUCGACCAAGUCACUGGUGAUGUCUACUUUACCGACAGUAGCAAGACGUAUACACGAGCGCAACAUCAGAUGGUCACUACGACAGGAGACUCAACCGGACGCAUCAUGAAAUACGACCCACGGACUAAUCAAGUCACCGUGCUUCUGUCCGACGUGACGUACCCUAACGGUAUUGCCGUCAGUGCCGAUAGGACCCACCUUAUCGUCGCGCUUACUGGACCAUGCAAGCUAAUGAGGUAUUGGAUCCGAGGACCUAAGGCCAACACAUCUGAGCCAUUCAGUGACUUGCCAGGAUACCCGGACAAUGUGAGACCAGAUGGGAAGGGAGGGUACUGGGUGGCGUUGCAUCGGGAGAAGUUGGAACUUCCAUUUGGUUUGGAUAGACACUUGCUUGCCAUUAGGAUUGGCGCUGAAGGUGAAAAGCUGCAAGAGAUGAAGGGACAUAAGAAUGUGAGACCGACUGAGGUGGUGGAGAGAGACGACGGCAAAAUAUAUCUUGGAUCUGUAGAGUUAUCGUAUGUCGGUAUCGUUAGCACGUAGAAGUUUAGUAAGGUUUAAGAUAUUGUGCUUGUUCUUUUUUAGUGUGCUGCAGUAGCAAUUGUGUUUUUUUGUCUUUAAUUAAUUGAUUAAUAAUAAAAUGCUACGAUUGUUUGAAUUAUGAUUUGUCCAAUCGGAUCGGAAUUUAAAUGUUCGAUCAUGUUGGCGGGCUUAUGAGAAGCCUGCCGAUCGCGACGCCCAGCCACCUGCGGAAAGGCACCAAUCCUAGGCGCGCGGCUCGCUAAACCCUGAACCCAAACUGUCAUCUACGAUCCCUGAUCACCCGAGACAGUAACAGCCUACAACAUGCAUUCCUUGGAGGGGGCAUGGUUAAUGGCUAAUGGCCUAAGGCUCAAGCUAGGUUUC
Molecule: messenger RNA, 1398 nt
Organism: Panicum virgatum (switchgrass)
Lineage: Eukaryota; Viridiplantae; Streptophyta; Magnoliopsida; Poales; Poaceae
Product: protein STRICTOSIDINE SYNTHASE-LIKE 10-like
Exons: 1
Coding region: 1-1035 (344 amino acids)
Biological process (GO): biosynthetic process
Molecular function (GO): strictosidine synthase activity
Source: RefSeq, a predicted model, not a curated record